Messenger RNA from Arabidopsis thaliana (thale cress), 794 nucleotides. Its product is annotated as reactive oxygen species modulator-like protein. The transcript has 3 exons. The record is from RefSeq and is marked reviewed. Gene Ontology annotation, cellular component: membrane. NCBI's taxonomy places the organism in Eukaryota, Viridiplantae, Streptophyta, Magnoliopsida, Brassicales, Brassicaceae. The coding region runs from base 121 to 345 and encodes 74 amino acids.
GGCAAAAUCAAUCCAUUGCGUAAGCAAAAACUUCAAAGUUAAAAACCUUAAAAGCGGCGAGGGCAACCGUAAAAAACUAUUCUCCGACACAAGAAACGAAUUGUCUCUAAAAAGAAGAAGAUGGCGAAAAAUAGCUGUUUGGCCAAAAUCACUGCCGGAGUUGCCGUUGGCGGCGCUCUUGGCGGCGCAGUAGGUGCUGUCUAUGGAACUUACGAGGCGAUUAGAGUCAAGGUUCCGGGGCUUCAUAAGGUUAGAUUCAUUGGGCAAACUACCCUCAGCAGCGCAGCAAUUUUCGGGCUUUUUCUAGGUGCGGGCAGUUUGAUUCACUGUGGAAAAGGCUACUGAUUCCCUUACAUUGGUUUAGCUCUACAAGCUUUAAGUUUGUAUCUCUCUUAGUCUCUUGGUGAAAGAUUGGAUUCUUUUUUUUUCGAGUGGUAUUGAGCUUUUUGUUGAAAUAACUAUUGGAUGAAUCGUUUUUAUACGUUUCUGCUACUCUUUGUGUGAAUUUUUCGUCUCUCUUGGGUAUGGUCAGAAAGCUUCUUAUUCUUUUUUGCCUAAGAUAAUCUUGUCAAUGAAAAUGUCAUGUUACAAGGAGGUUUAGUUUCAAGAUAAAGCAUAGAAAGUGAGUAUGCAGAUCAUAUUAUACUUGCAUUAAAGAUUAGUUUUGUUUGUCUUAAACCAUAUGUGCAAAAAAGAAGAAGUUCUAAAUAGUGGUGUUGGAUUGAUUGCACAUACACUCAGGAACAGGGUACUUUGUAACAUCUCUUCCAGCUUUGCUAAUCCUUAGUUCUGGC